AUGUCAGAACCAACGGAUCCCAACUCUGGCGAUCCGGCCGGUCUGCCCACCGAGUCGAAUGCGCCAGCUACAGAGACUAGUCAGCCCCCCGCACAGAGUGGACAGCCGACAGAAGAAACACAUGUGCCCUCGGAUUCGAAUCAGGGGCCAGCUGCGAUGAGCGAGCCUCCGUCAGAACCCCCACAACCAGCGCAAGAUACCAAUCAACAAGUGAGCACUGGCAAUCCGCAGGAAGGAACGGAGCCAUCUGCACACGCGCCAAAUGUCACCUCGUCGAUCGACCAUGCACUGCCUGCGAUGGACUCCCACAUUCCAUCCUUAGACUUUGACACGGAAUUACCAUCGAUUGGAUCGUCCGCAGACGUGGACCUUUCCCUUCCAGCGAUCGAUACAACACUGCCUUCACUCGAUUCCGCAUUGCCGGCGAUUGGAACGGACAUUCCCACCAUGGAAGACCAUGAACGCCACUCGUUCGAGAAUGAUUUCGACCACCAUGACCAUCACCACAACGGAUCCGUUGAUUCUGGAAACAACUUUGAUCAGCACUCUGAGUCGAUGAAUGGUUCGAGCCAUUACCAAACGCCCGCCAAUGGCAAUUACCACUAUUCGCCAACGCCGCAACAGCAGGAUGGGCAACAAACGCCCCAAGGGCAGUCUCAACAUCAGUUCCAGUCGCAACCGCCUCCGAAUUACCAACAGCACAGUCCUGACAUGUAUCACAACUCGGGUGGCUUCUCCUCAGUGAACUCGAAUUCCGGGAAUAAUGGCCAGGGACAGCCUGGUCAGGUCCCGCAGGCUCCCAUCGGAUCGCCGAUGCCCGCACAUAUGCCUCCGAUGGCAUCAAUGGGCCAGUACAUGACGGGCUAUCCGUCCAAUGUUUCGCAGAAUCCGAACUCGCAGAUGCGUUACCCGCUCCCCGGUGAUCCUAACAAGAUUCUAUCGGGCGGGAGACAUAAAAAGGAGGUGAAGCGACGCACAAAAACCGGAUGUUUGACAUGUCGCAAGCGAAGAAUCAAGUGUGACGAAGGACAUCCGGUCUGCAGAAAUUGCGUCAAGAGCAAGCGUGAGUGCUUAGGCUACGACCCGGUGUUUAGGCCUCAAGCAUCUACCCCCUCGGCCAUAGCUCCAAACCCCCCUCCGUCGCUGGUUGUCAACCCCCAAGGCCCUCCUCCUGUUCAGUCGACUACUCCUUCUUACCCUUCCGCGCCUCCUGGGUACAUGCCCGCUUCCUCGCAACCGUUUGCGCCGUCCCUUCACUCCGAAUCUCCCAGCACCUCGACCGACCAGCCUGAACAACAUCACGUAGCUUCCGUUGACCAUACCUUGGGAGCCCACAACAACACACACCACCCCACAAAUAUGCAGAACUCCGGUGAUUUCCGGCCUCAGAGCCUGGAACCCACGUACAAAGCAGUGAAAACUCUCCACGUCAAUGACUUGAUUGCAUUACGGGGAAUCGACCCUCCGCCCCCUCACCCCGUUGGAAAUCUUCCCCCCGGUCGUCUCGAAGAAAUACAGGCUGUAUUCCUGGCCACUUAUGCGCCUGCGAUUGACAAGCUAUUGGAAGUCCGCUGGUACUCAGAAAAGGCUCUGUCAGUCCUCAUGGCAGAUUCGCAGCUGAUGGCAGAUUACUCAGCAUUGAUCAACGCGUUCAAUGAAUGGAAUCUUGCCGACAGGGACACUCUAGCUCGCCUGGAAAGCUUCGAAGCCUCAAUUAUCUGGAGGAGUAUGGUUCUCUGCCGCCAGGUACCAAGCGCAGAGAAUGGACAAUACGGACAAGACUGGAAUUUGCUGGCGACGAAUGCCCGUCUCAAUGCCAUCGAGGCCCUGUUGAGCUGGAACCACAUGGACCAGAAUGCCUUAUCGCGGCCGCUGGGCAUGGAUGCCGCUACUCCACCCAAUGCCCCCGAUCAGUUUUUGCAGCGUCAGCUGGAUUUCUGGAGCGAACUUGGUGACUUCUUGACUCUCCACGACAACGAGGCCAGCUCGGCCAAGCAGAUCGACGACACUCUAAGCCGGCUUCGCUCAAUGCUGGAUACAUAUGAAAACCGCGAUAUCAUCUACUCUAUUGCUAUUGCGCGCCACCUCGGCCAGCGCUGGGCCGACUUCCCUCAUAACCCGCCGAAAAUGGGCUACUCGAACGAGAAAGAAUCCGGCACCAAGCUUUUCGUCGCACAGAAGUUCAUCGAAGAAGAAGCUGAGGGCAAGGGCACCACUCAGAUCUACAAGCGCAUUUGCUGUAUGGCAGUGCGCUCGUGGUGGGUUGCUCGCGAGUGA
This is a messenger RNA of Penicillium atrosanguineum, 2277 nucleotides long. RefSeq names its product putative C6 finger domain protein. The transcript is spliced from 3 exons. Gene Ontology annotation, biological process: regulation of DNA-templated transcription. NCBI's taxonomy places the organism in Eukaryota, Fungi, Ascomycota, Eurotiomycetes, Eurotiales, Aspergillaceae. The record is from RefSeq and is a predicted model, not a curated record. The coding region runs from base 1 to 2277 and encodes 758 amino acids. Gene Ontology annotation, molecular function: DNA-binding transcription factor activity, RNA polymerase II-specific; zinc ion binding.